UUUCUUUUCAUGUUGUGCACGCAGACGCAGCAACAAGAGCGCUAAAUACAGAGGAAACGGAGAACAGAGCUAAGAACUAAAACUGUAAACUAAAUUUAAAAAUGGUGAAGAUAAAUUCAAAUUCAAAGAAACGCAGUAGCUCAUCAUCAGCUUCAUCUACUACUAAAUCAAAUGGUGUUAAAGAUAGUGAUAAGAAAAGGAAGGCAACAAGGAUUUCAAAGAGGAAAACUGAAAAAUUUGAUGCUAAGAAGCCCAAGAAACCGCCUACUGCUUUCUUCUACUUCCUGGAGGAUUUCCGUAAGGAUUUUCAAGAGCAGAAUCCAAAUGUGAAGUCAAUGCGUGAAAUUGGCAAGGCAUGUGGUGAGAAGUGGAAAACGAUGACAUAUGAGGAAAAAGUCAAGUACUACGAUAUUGCCACCCAAAAAAGGGCAGUGUUUGAUAAAGCUACAGCAGAGUAUAAUAAGAAAAUGGAAAGCGGCGAAUUUGAUGAAAUUGUUGAUGACUCUGAUUUCGAUGAGUAAGCUUUUAGGAUUGUUGUGUUGUAUAAUCAUUGUUUUCAUAGGAGUAGGAAGUGCAUAGAGGCAAACUGUAUAUCAAUCUAUGAACCAAAUCAGUCUUCUCUUACAUUCGAGUCAUCUGUUUGUGGGAUUCCUGUGUAAAUUUCGAACUUGGAAUUGCAUGUAGCUGAUUUACUGACAUAGUUGACAAUUAAUGUGCAUGAA
Molecule: messenger RNA, 722 nt
Organism: Mercurialis annua (annual mercury)
Lineage: Eukaryota; Viridiplantae; Streptophyta; Magnoliopsida; Malpighiales; Euphorbiaceae
Product: high mobility group B protein 14
Exons: 6
Coding region: 102-521 (139 amino acids)
Source: RefSeq, a predicted model, not a curated record